AUGAUCUGUAUGACGAAAGAAGAGCACACGUAUCUUUCCUUCAUGCAUUCUCUUCUUCGCGAGGUACCAGGUUUCAGCCAUUAUCUACAUGACUAUGGAACCGACAACGAAGCAGCGCUUGUCAAUGCACUAACGGCCGCUUUCCAGAACGCCCACGGUCUGUUGAACUACAUAAAUAUAAAGAAGAAUAUUUCGUGUAAACUCCAGAAGCUUGA
Messenger RNA from Pocillopora meandrina, 215 nucleotides. The record is from the annotation of a GenBank genome assembly. NCBI's taxonomy places the organism in Eukaryota, Metazoa, Cnidaria, Anthozoa, Scleractinia, Pocilloporidae.